AGCACAUACAACAGAGUUGUGGAUGUGUGUUCAAAAUGAUCUGAUCGUUCACAAUCACCCAUCACGCAGCUCCAGAUGUGAACGUGAUGUGAGUCGUUACAACGGCUGAACACUGAACUACGGCAGCGGCCCGCAGGACUGCACAAGAUGUCUGCUGAGCUCUACUUUGCCAGUGGACCAGAUGGGAAUAAUGCAAGACUACAAGGCACCACAGUGGGGGGCAGUAAACCUUUACACCGCUUCAUUAGGGGACAACCCAAGACGAUUGGCAUCAUCCUGCUUGUCUUGGGCUCGUCUUUCUUCAUUCUUUCCAUCGCUAUCUCUACAGAACACAUGUGGACAGUCAUCCCACCUAGCAUCUUGCUUGGGGCACUGGUUGGUAUACAUCAUAUGUGGAAUUCUAUAUAUCCUGACAGAGUACAACCCAACCAAGAAAAAAGUAACCAUAUCUUUGGCUUUGAGUAUUGUGACCAUACUGGGGACAUUUUGGUCUGUCAUGCACAGCCUGCCCUCCGUAGUACACAACUACAGACACUAUUCAUACUUUGCUGAAGACAAUGACACAGACAUUGAGGAAGCACAAUGGGCAUCAUAUUAUGAGGCCAUGGGCGUGACUGUGGAGUCGAUCUUCCUGUUCUACAGUUUUGUUGGUGGAAUUAUUUUCAUAGUAAUGUCAGCUCUGGCCGGGGCUGCCCUGCGUUCCACUAAGAACCAGGCCAUUGUAGUGAUGACUGCUAGUCCGAAUGAAACACCAGUUGAAUAACAAGCACGAGAGGAAGGUCUGAAGUGUGAUGAAUAAGCAGCAAGAAGAAAUAUGAAGCAUACAAGAACAGCAAAGUAUUUAUCUCUGGGCACAACUGAGUCCUUUAUAUUAACCACUUCUUAAUAGUAUGCUGUGGUCAUGUAUAAAAUGCAAUACAGAUUAUUUGUUCUAUUAUUUCUAUUCAAUUCUGUUAAGUACAGUCAGUUCUAUUACUACUUCCACCAUCAUGUGAGCACUAUAUUACCUUCCAAAAGACUCCACAGGAUGGUGACAUUAAACUUUCCACACCGCAUAGACCAUUAACUGCUAUUUACCCUCCUACUCUCCACAUUAUUUGUUUGUGCUAUACUCCAUAGAUCAGAACACGUGUGGGCUAUUUUUUCUCUCAAAAACAAUUAAAUUAGUUAAGGGCAGACUUAAAUUGAGACAAACUUGCUGGUUCUCUGGUUACAGUUAACAUAUAUCACUUUCUGACAGAGGUGGAAAGUAACAAAUUACAAUGAAUCACGUUACUGUAAUUGAGUAGUUUUUCGUAUACUUGUACUAUUUAAAGUAGUUUUUUAAAUCUGUAAUUUUACUUUUAAUUAUGUAUGUUUUGUUUAAAGUAUUGUACUUUGCUACAUUUCUAAAACUCACGAACACAAGUGCAAGAGAACAGCUUUAUCAUGCAGUGUAAGCUGUGAAAAAAUGCUGUUUUAAGUUACUGCUAAUGCAAACUGAACCUUUCCUGCUGUAGCAGCUUCACAUUAAAAGCAUUUAAAUAGCAAAA
This is a messenger RNA of Micropterus salmoides (largemouth bass), 1532 nucleotides long. RefSeq lists its product as uncharacterized. The transcript has 7 exons. Bases 182 to 763 code for a protein of 193 amino acids. The record is from RefSeq and is a predicted model, not a curated record. Lineage: Eukaryota; Metazoa; Chordata; Actinopteri; Centrarchiformes; Centrarchidae.